AUGCCAGCGGCAAGCAAGUUUUCAAUAGUGACAGUUUUCUUGCUGUUACUCCCGCAGGAUUUCGUCCUGGCUGCACGGACAUGCUAUCAGUGCAGAGAUAUAAACUGUCAGCGUACCAGCUAUGAGCGAUUGGAGGAGUGUGUCCACGACUUAGAUGAGUGUGUGAGUGUUUUUUACAACGGCAUUGUGCAGGCGCAAGGCUGUCUGAGCACACUGGAGGAGCAAUGGUUGAAGCUAUGCCACGACCAGGAUAGUCCUCAUCAGGAAUGUAAUAUUUGUGUGGAUAAUAAGUGCAAUAACUUGGCCUCAAAAGGGGCGUCUUGUCUGCAGUGCAGCGAGAGUGAGGAUGAACGCUGUCGCUCGGACCCAACACAACUGGAGCCUCAAAUCUGCCCAGUUGCACGUAGUGGCCGCAACUUUUGCUAUGUGGGCCUGGAUGAUGCGGAGCAUUUGGUUAGAGGCUGCGUCACGCUUUUGACAGAACAGGCUGACUGCCUCGCUAGGGCCGACUGCGAGCUAUGUGACCCACUAGAAAUUGCGCACUGUAAUGCCAUGGAAAUUAUUGAGUCCACGUCCACAUCCACGCAGUCGCCGUCGACCAGCAGCAGCAGUUCAAGUAGCAGUAGCAGUAGUAGCACGUCUACAGCCGGACCAUCUAGUAGCACGAGCACUCUGCCGGCUUCGAGCACCGAAUCGUCAUCGCCAUCGACUUCAACAUCUGCAUCGCAACCUACAACCACAUCGACAACCAAUUCUCCCACAACGGACAAGCCUUCUGGCAACAGCUCUUGUAGCUUGAGUUCCAAAUACGUUCUAAUUGUUUUACUUUUAUCUAAAAUAGUGACAUUUUUAUACCCACAAUAGAGUGGGUAUAACCACUAAAAAGCUAACAACUUGAUGCCGAGUUCCCACGACCUUGCGUCUUAUAUGUAACCGUUAAAUUAGUGCUAAUCUAAGAAAUUCUCGGCUAAUUUUAUAGCUAGCUAUAAUUUACGAUAAGUUGGCCAACACACAUAACACGGUUUACGAUGCCAAUCAAAGUUCGGGCGUGGAAAUUACCCAACUCUAUGUAUAGUAUAUGAUCGGCCUAGUGGGGCUGGACAGAAGAAAAGACAUUAAAUAUAUCUAUAAUACCAAACAAAAA
Messenger RNA from Scaptodrosophila lebanonensis, 1144 nucleotides. Its product is annotated as spore coat protein SP96. Lineage: Eukaryota; Metazoa; Arthropoda; Insecta; Diptera; Drosophilidae. The record is from RefSeq and is a predicted model, not a curated record. The transcript is spliced from 2 exons. Bases 1 to 864 code for a protein of 287 amino acids.